AUGCUCCAACAACUAGUGACUAGUGGUGAGUUUGACCCCUUCGAAUUGAUCCCCACCUCGCAGAAUAUCCAAAGUAUGGGUAUUCAGGAAGAUAUGGUUCCGCGAUGUCUACACCUGUAUGAGAGUGGCGUAGUCUUUCGAGAGGAGGUUUGCCCUAGAACUUCAAUUACCUUGGCGGAUAUUCUGAGUGUUAUCCCCCAAACCACACGUGUCCCGAACGCGGUGCAGUACUUUAUACACUUCCUAAAAUCUUGGGACUUGGCCCACUGUGUACAUGUUAUUAUUUCACGUAGUCUUCUAGACGAGAAUGCCGGUGUACCUAUUUCGUUCAAGAUCAAUGAGCUGGAAUUGUUUUGA
Sphaeroforma arctica JP610 is the source of this 357-nucleotide messenger RNA. RefSeq lists its product as hypothetical. The transcript has a single exon. Lineage: Eukaryota; Ichthyosporea; Ichthyophonida. The record is from RefSeq and is a predicted model, not a curated record. Bases 1 to 357 code for a protein of 118 amino acids.